This is a messenger RNA of Anneissia japonica, 6360 nucleotides long. Its product is annotated as spermatogenesis-associated protein 1-like. Lineage: Eukaryota; Metazoa; Echinodermata; Crinoidea; Comatulida; Comatulidae. The transcript is spliced from 14 exons. The record is from RefSeq and is a predicted model, not a curated record. The coding region runs from base 183 to 3164 and encodes 993 amino acids.
UUUUGCUUUCCUAACGACACAAAACACCCGUCGGUCAGCAGCGUGUGUGUGGUAAACUUUCGAUCGUAUAGCUGUAGAAGUCAAUAGUAACUUGAUCGGAAGCAUGACAACUGCUAUUCUUGUGUAAGGAACUCUGGAUAUUAUACAAUGGAUUGUUUAUAGGAAUUAUUGUAACCAGUAUUAUGCCUUUAAUAUCAGCGGAACAGACACGUCCACCAUCAGAACAGUUGGUGGAUCUUCAUGUUUACCUUGUACCCACAUCAUCAUGGAAUGAACAAUAUCGCAGCGUCUUCAACCAAGCUGUCAACCAAACGAUCUCGGCAGGAUUUGUCAGAGCUCAUCCUGAGGAUCAUUUAUAUAAGUUACGAGAUGAUGUUGAGGAACAGCUUGGCUCCGAUAUUAUACCGGAAGAGUAUGUUUUCCUAAGAAGUGUAGGCAGGUGCUUAACUCAGGUGAAAGGCAAACAAGAGCUUAUUCUGAAGGUUAAGAACUUUCUACCCCCAUAUAACUUUAGUGCAGAGAUAUUUGUUUUAAAAAGUAAACGAGAACCAGUCCCUCUCCCAGAUAUUAACCGAAGUAAAGAACAUUUAUUAGAAAGAAAGUAUUCUCGUACAGAAGGAACUCAAACAACUCAAUCUACAAAUAGUGGUUACCAUAGUGAUGACUGGUCAGCCAAUCAUGUCAAACCAAAAUCAACAGAUUUCUCAAUGUCCAAUCAGCAUUCAGUUUCAGUAAAAUCACAGAAUAAAAAAACCAUCAAUCCAUCAAAAAAAAAUUCUGUUAGAAAAGGUCCAAAGGGAGUAAAUAGAAAAGGUAUAACAACCUUAGGUGGAAGAACACAACAAGGAGGGGUAAGAAUACAUCAGGGUGGGAAAAUUAGUGGGAAACAUUUCAGAGAAAUGACAAACAGGAGACCUGAGAACAGAGGACUAGCAACUGCAAGGAUUUUAGAGAAAGUAUCUCAGAAUUCCAAGGCUGGUUUUGAGAGGGAAAGUUCACCUAAUGUAGGGACUAGUAAGAUUGGUAGAGGGAAGUGUCAGGGGAUGUCAUCAAACAGAAAUAUGGACAAAAACUCUAGGCUGACUGAAGGAGAAUUGAGACUAGGAAUGAGCACUGAGGACAGAUCAGCCAGGGUAGCAGCAGGGAUAGAUAGACAGGCCAAUCAUGUUAGCUUAGAGACAGUGAAGAGGCGAAUGAUCCCCCAAACUAAAGAACAGCAUGGACACAUUGCACCUCACUCAUCGCACCAGCCAAGUAACCAAGGUGAUAACCUCUCCUCUAGCUCUCAUGAUACUCACUCCUCAUUUUCAUCCUCUGGUCAUCCACCCCUUCCACCUAUAGCUACCCAUCAAUACCCCACCCCUCCCCGCUCAGAUUCUCCCUCCCAUAAACAUAAAACAAAAUCUCAGCAGUAUGAUUUAGCCUCAAGAUCUCAGGAUUCUCUGCCCCGGUUUUUAAGCCCUGAACAAAAUGAUCACAUAUUUCCCACACAAGAUGUGGAAGAACAAUCACCACGGUCCCAGGCCCCCACUAAUAGUAAUCAGGAUUAUAGGCCCCCAUUAAGUGCAACUCCGCCUGAUUCUCCCUUAUAUAAUGUAGCCCCAACUCUUUUAACAAACAAAAUGGAAAUUCCAGAACCCAGGAAGGCUUUAGACAAGUCUGGCUGGAGGGAUACGUACACUAACGGAACAAAUGAAGACUCUGGAAUUGCUGAACCAACACCGGAGGAAGACCUAGGAUUCCACCAGCAACAUCAUAACUUACUAGAAAGUAGUGAGGUGAUAGACCAGCACUCAGAUAAUGGAAACAUGAUUGUUCUGCAUCACAACCAGGAAGAACCUCAUCGGACAGAGCAGAGGAGGCGUUUCCAUGACGACGAUAAUUCUUCCAAAGCCAUUGAAGAGAAAACUGUUCAUGAUUUCCAAAUGAAUUAUGAAAAAUUUUUGGAAGAUGAAGAGAAUAGGAAAGAACUUGAAAACCUUCAGCUGAUGAGGGAACAAAAUGCCCAGAAUGUUGCUGAUGUCCGAAGGAAGAAAGAAGAGAUGCAGCGAGCAAUGUCUCGCAGAGCACGAGAACUCGCAAGUCAGAAUUCUCACGAUACUAAGCAAUAUCAAGUUAAUGAGAUUGAACCCUAUGAGGGGAGUAGUUUUGCCAGCAAAGAAGUGUCACAGUAUGAAGACAUUACAGGUCAUGAUAACAUUGAGCCAGAACAUUUAAUGGAUGAGCAAAGAGAUUUGAACCAAGAAUCAUGGUCUGAUGGUCAGCCAUCAACAUUGACAGAAAAGGAAUUAUUACAAAAACUACGAAAAAAUGAAGCAGAAAAAAACAGGAUGGCUUUGGAAGCAAUACAAAUAGAAGAUUCUGCCAAGGAACACUCCUUCUUAAAGAAGGGUAAAAAAAAGGGAAUAUCAUCAGUAGUAGAAAAGCAGCACCAAGACACCCCAUCAUCAGCAGAAGCAUCAGCAGUGUCGUCAAGACCAGGCCAUCAAACUAAUCAGCCCAACAAGAACAAAGACUGUAACCAACUUCUAUUGGAUUUGGAAGAAAUGCGAGAACAAAGGCUUGCGAUUGAGCAGCGCAGGGAGGAUUUAGUAAGAAAGGCAAAAACACUGCAAAGCCGUACGCAGGAUAGGAGGAAUAAAGCCCCUUUUGGAAGAGAAGGUAAAGAUGGUUCUUUAACAAGGGAUUAUUGGAAAAAGCAAUACUUUGAAGAGAAGAAGUUGACAAAUCCUUUGGAGGACCACAUCAAUAAACUCCGGCAACAAGUAGAACAAGCACAUCGCAAACUGAUCACAAUGAUGGAAGGACGAAUGCAAGCAAAGAAAAUUCCACCAUCUCAAAAGAACAAUCACAAGAUUAACAUUGCUAAGAGUCAGCACGAUCUUGAGGAUUUAAGACGACGAGUUGAGAAUGCCAAGAUGAGACUUACGUCAGAAAUGAAGUUGAGGAACCAAGCUGAGAAGGAACUGAGGAAUUUGAAGAAUGAGCUGACACAGAAGAAGAUCCAUGUGACCCUCACCCGCUCCCAGCAGCUGGCAAUACUCAAAGAAUCGGAAGAAACUUUACUAUCAUCGCGAACGCCACAACCUCAUAGGACAUCUCAACCCCGCAAAACACCUGUCGUACCUACACAGAUAAGCCAAUCACUGACAUCACGUCCAUAGUACACCUACUUCACAUAUCACCACCUGUAUAACAUUUCGUCACCAGUUUAUAGUACACCUGUACUACUUUUCAUCACCUUUAGGUACCUUUGAUCUCAGUACAUUAUUCUUAAGAUGUAAUUUUGUGUAAUUAAAUAAAUUAUUCAUAGCUGAAGUCUGUGUUUAUUACCUUAAUACAUUGCUGUACUUGAUAAGUAAAAUAAAUAUAUUUGCCUAAAUCUCAUUGGGCACAGUUUGUCAAUUAUAAAUAUUAAUAAUAGAGUCUCGUUCUAAUUAAAUAAGAAACAAUUUAUCAUAAUACUUAAUACAUAUAAUCAAAUUCAGUGGCAGAUCCAGAUUUGUACAGAUGGAUGGUCCAGACUACCUCAGCCUCACCAUGGUUGGGCUGAUGUGCACAUUUUUGUUGGCAUCUCUAAAUGGUAGGAAAUGGCACUCUCAAACUGAAAUUUGAGUGCAAUUGCAACUGAGCCAUGCCCAGUUGUACUAGCCUAAUCUGAUUCUAACUGAAUGUGGGAACAGUUUAUCAUUAUAAUUGCUAUAUUAUUAUUUACAUCCCUACUUCUCCAAUAAAAACCAACUCCUCGUCUUCUUAGAUUUCUAACAAGCAUCUUCUUGAGCAAGGCAGGUGGAGACUUAAUAACUUGGGUAAACGGACAUGUGCCGCUCCUACAUUAUGGAAUGCUCUUCCUCUUGAAAUCAAAACCUCAUCUUCUGUCAGUAUGUUUAAAAAAAAUGUUAAAACCUAUCUCUUCUCCAUCUCUUCUCUCAAGUUUUUUGACACACUUGUAAAUUGUUUGUUAAUGUAUUUUUUAAAAAUAUUUUUCAUAAUCUUACAAACAUUGUUAAUUAACAUGAGUAGGUAGUUAAUGUACACUUUGAGUAAUGCAUUGUUAUAGUGCCACUGAGCAUUGCAUUCUGCCCUGGAUAUUGGAGUUGUAUAAAUCAUUGUUGAUUGAUUGAUUGAUUGAUUAAUAGAAUCUCAUUCUAAUUAAAUAUAUGUACAGUUAAUCAUAGGCAUUAAUGAUGUAGUGUAAUUCUAACUGAUGGCACAGUUUAUCAUAACUAUUAAUGUAAUCUAUUUGUAACUGAAUAUGGGCACAGUUUAUCAUUAUAAAGAUUAAUAAUCAAAUCUGAUUCUAACUAAAAUAGGCACAGUUUAUCAUUAUAAGUACCAUAUGUUGAUAAAACUCAAUUAGGUUUGACAGUUACAAAUUAAUGACAGAAAUUUAUAUCAGAAGCUCAAUCAUUUCUGUAAAGAUGAAUGCAGUUAAUUCAUAUUGGGUAUGUAGAAUGUUUUAACAAACAUAAAAUUUCAAGAACUACUACUACAGAUGAAUGUAAUAAAAUAGCUGUAGAAAUCAGAUUUGAAAACGGGAGCUUCAUGCCACUGCAUUUGCUGCUUCUGUAAUUCUGCAUCUUAACCCGGGCACUCGCUGCCUUCGUACCACCAUUGUACCACAAACCUCACUCCCUGUAAGCAAAUAGAUGACGCAACACUGUUUACCGAUUGUUUAAUCAUUUGUUUCAUCGUUUAAAAAGGAUCUGCAUUGCGUUCUCCAUAGAAUCGUGUCUGCCAACAACCGUCGGACUCAGUGUGUAAGUUGUUAAGUUACUAAUUUAUCAACACUCAUAAGGCACAUAAUACAUAAAUUUCUAUACACUUAUACAUUUGCAUAGUUACCAACUUGAGAGAUUUGAAAUGCAUAUGUAGAAUUUGAUUUCAUUCUACAUUAUGUUUAAUUUGAGCACCUGAACUAUGUACGCAAACAUUUUAUCAUUUAAACAAAUCAAAAAUUAAUAGGCAUACUGAAGAAUUUUUAGAAAUGCAUCAGCGAAGAAUUAAGUAUUCACGAAAAUACUGUCUAAUGGCUGAAGUUACUGCAUGACCGUUUUCAUAUUUUUAAUAAAACCAAUUUCUUCUAAAUUGAGAUACAUUUUUCCCCUGAAUUUGUGUUAAAUUCAUGACACAGACCAGUGUUAAAUGCGUGGCAUAUUUAUGUUCACGCAUGUGUUACUGCAAAAUGCAUGUUUCAUCAAAAAUCACUUUGAAAUGCGGGACCGUUCCGCAUGAUGCGAGACGGUUGGUAACUAUGCAUUUUUGGUACAACUCUCUACGUUUUGAAUAUUGCUUUAUUCAUCUUGAAAAUAUGCCCAUUAUAUAUAGUUGGUAAUAUUUAAGUAAAGAAUUUAAUAUACACGCUUGAAAAUAUGCAAAAUUUACUUUAUUCUCACUUUUCCAGUGAAAAUCCAAAGUUUUUGAAAAUCUAACAAGACAGAGUUUCUAAACAUUUGUAUAUCAUUAAUUUGACGUUAUAUCUUUAGAAGAAAUUCAUCUACUGUAUUUGCCAUCAAUAGUUUUUUUGGUUUUUUUUUUUUCCGUAUAAACAGAAAUGAAUACACAACUAUAAAUUUUAUGGCUUUGUUUUAUAUUUACUAGCAUUGUCCAAUAUCUUUUGACUUACAGAAUAUAUUUGUGCACAGUAGUUAUGGCAAAUAAUAUAAUUUGAGUGAAACCAUAGCUUGUGUGUUGACUGAGAAUGACUCCCAAUCCCAUGGAUUGUCUGUAAAUGGCCCCUGGAUUUUUUUUUCACAACCAAAAGUAUGUGCCCAGCUGCCCCUCUUGCUGGCAUACUUUAUCUUAGUAAACUGUAAGAUACUUUAAAUCAUUUUAUCAAAUAUCUAUUGUAUAAAGAUGGUAUAUAUACAUAAUUAUUGUAUAUUGUACAGUGAAAACUUAAGUAAUGAUUAUAAAAUAAAAAAAUAAUUGUGUGACCAAAUUAAUUGAUUUGUAUAUAAUAUUUGUGAGCCUGAGUUUUUUUUUGUGUGUUUAUUAAAAACCAAAUAAUUGAUUAUCUUAAUGCAAUUAAGCCCAAUGAACAGUAGUGUAUGAAUUAUGUAUACAUUUUUUUUACUAAUUAAACUAUGGGGUGACUGCUAUAAAGCUAUAGUAAAACGUAUCAACAGAUACUGAAAUAAUUAUGCUAUUAUUACAAUUUAAUGGACCUGUGCCAAGCAAGGUUAACAACUGUCCAAUGAGAACAGGGCUAUGAAUCCGCGCAUGUCCGCCAUUUGUGACCUUAGGCAGGACACUGCGUACAUUUGUCUCUCUACCCAAAAGUGUAAAUAGGUACUUAUAUAAGGUAAACAGGAACAUGUGGAAGAGUGAUAACUCUCAAACCCCCCCCCCCCCUUUACA